Messenger RNA from Psilocybe cubensis, 840 nucleotides. RefSeq lists its product as uncharacterized. The transcript has a single exon. NCBI's taxonomy places the organism in Eukaryota, Fungi, Basidiomycota, Agaricomycetes, Agaricales, Agrocybaceae. The record is from RefSeq and is a predicted model, not a curated record. The coding region runs from base 1 to 840 and encodes 279 amino acids.
AUGCCUCCUGAAUUGGUUUACAAAAUCCUCGACGACAUACCACUGGCGUAUCUUCUCCAAUUAAUUUGCGAUCAAGAUAUUCCGCACCUCGAACAUUGCAUAACAUCCCAUCUGGUGUUAGGGAAGGUUUUCUCUGUGAAGUAUUUGGCAGAGAUUAAGGCGCUGUAUUCUCUUUACCUCCGUGUCUGUUAUUUGGUUUAUGGAUAUUAUCCUUUGUACAUGGACUCUUUGAGGUUCGACGGUAGAUCUUUCACCAAAGCACACCACGAUCUGCUUGAGGAAGAAUGGGGUGUGGCAUCGCUGCGUUUGCAAGAUUUCUUCAGAUCUGCAAUCAGAGCAUCCACGGUCAAAAUCCUAUACGCCUAUGAAUAUUCGCUCCCUGUAUUAACCCAUUACGCACCACGCACCAUUGGACCGAAAUCAUCCUGGGAAGUAACGUCGGUAGACAGUUUAAGGGAAAUUUUCGAAAAUCUCGAUGCGGCGGAGAUGAAGCUUAAUUCGAUCAAAUUCGCCCAGCUUAACCGUAUGGCAGCUAUAGUCCAGACAUACCCCGCAAUGGUGAGAACUCUACGGGACCUUGGCCAAGAUCAUCAUAGGAACGACCAGCACUUGAUUGACAUGCUGCUUCGACGGGCAAGAGAUAUGCAAAAGCGGCAAAUAGCAAAGCAGCGCAUUGUGGCAAAAUGCGUAUUUCACACUCGCCGCUUAUACCUGGUCCCACACGAUAGGUUAGAAGAAUGGUUUUGCAUAAAAGCAACGGGAGUAGCUGACUCUAGCUUCAUGCAGAUUACUCAGAUUAUUCUUGAAGACACUGGAAAAGUUUCCAUCGAAGGAUGCUAA